AUGGCGGUUAUGCCCGACCGAGUAGCGAAACGAGAUUUCGUUCCUCUAGAACCGUUUGUCCACCAAGUCGGUGGCCAUUGCUCCAUGAUGAGAUUUGACGAUGUAUCUGUUUGCAAGCCCUUAAAGCAAAGGGAACAUCGAUUUUACGAGGAACAGCCUCCAGAAAUGCGACCAUUUACUCCUGAAUACCGAGGUACGUAUAGAAUAAAAUAACGCUUUCUUCUUCUUGCAAAUUUCGUUUCGACGAAAAACCGGCUAUUCUCAGCUAAUCGACUAUCUUUCUCGCCCGGAAAAUAAAACUGUCUAAGUUGUAUGUCAGGACAGAAGGCUCAAAAGUACCAGAAAUGUAAAAAUUUCUUGCUUUCGUGCCUAAUUAGCUUUUUGGUUGAAAUAAAAAUGGCUGUCGAGUUAUGAGUUUCAUCCCAACGUGUCGUAAUUCCCUCGAUAGUUAUGAUCCAGAUCUAGGGAUACUUGUUAACGCAGGAGAAUCCUUUCUAGAAUACAACGAUUCAUUCUGCAAAACCAAUGUAUUUUACAAUAGAUUUAUAUGUUAGUGCUUCUAAAAUUGUUAAGCCCCUGAGAACCUGCAUUUUGCUUUUUGUUAUUGGACAUACAAAUUCUGUGGGUGAGAAAUCUUCGUCGAGACUGUCGCCCCCAACUGGGUAUGUAAACUUGAUACAACCCAAAGCCAGAUUCAAAUCAAAAUCGUCAACAACGCCUUACAUAGAGAUCGUGUUUACACAUGUUCGAGGUGAAAAUGACCAAAAUCGGUUGUUGUUGUUUCUUAAGUCAAAGAAAGAAUUGACCGUUAUAAGCGAGCGAACUUGUGAUUAGGCCUAUCUUUUUUCCACUUGACAAUAAUGCUAAAAGAUCCCUGUAAAAAAUCUUCUUGUACACAUUGCGCACUUUAUUCUUUUACUCUCGUUAUUCUUUUUAUUAAAGUGUACCCAUCGCAGAAUGUUGCCGUACAUGACAUGCUUGACUUGUGAAUCAAGUGCAAUUUAUCAUGAAUCAGUUUAUUUGGUUCAGCUGAUUGCCUACAAUUUUAAAAAAUUAUUUGCAUAAAGGCUAUUGUCAUGCAAUCUUUGGUUUGUUUUCCCUCUUCCACUGCAGUCUACCAAGAAAGAUCAUCUGUGUAUUGCUAAAUCCGAGGAAUGUGUUUGUUUGACCCUUUUUAUCUGCUAUAUAUCUUCAUCUUUCUUUUUGUAUUAAUGAAUGAUAAAUUAUUGGCUUCCUCUACCACUUUUGCAUGAUGCAAAUAACAUUUUUGUGGUCAUUGUUUUCCACAAAAUUUAAAAAUUAAAUUCUUCUUAAAAAUUUAAAUGUAUUGGAGACUGUUUUUAUUAUAUUGGAACAAAGUAAAAUAAAUUCUCUGUGUUUCCUAAAGGAUAGUCUGACCACGGAGUUACUUAUUGUUUUUUGCAAACAAUGUUCUGGGUUAGAUCCUUUACUGCAUUGUGGUGUCAAAGUUAUCGGGUGGACAAAAUACAGUGUUUUGUAUGAUAUUGUCCAUUUGUGCCUCAACUUCAUGUAUAUGCCCCCUGGAAUCUUAGGUGGAAAAUAUCUAUUGCUUAAAUUAUAAUAAAUAGGCUUAUGAAAAAUUUCAAUUAUGUCUUUGUGACAACAAAAUGUUGCUGCUACUACAAACAGGAGUGGUUUUUGUAAGUGUUAAAGAGGACAAAGAUGGCUAUAUUUAUCUUACUGCACACCCAGACAAGUUGGCUUUAGAGUGCCAAAAAAAGGAGGGCUCAACCAAAUUCUGCAUCACUAAUUCAGACAAUGAUGGUAGCAGUGGGGAAGAUGAGGGAGAUUCAACUCCAGAGAAAGGCCUGCACAGGUAA
This is a messenger RNA of Porites evermanni, 1841 nucleotides long. The record is from the annotation of a GenBank genome assembly. Lineage: Eukaryota; Metazoa; Cnidaria; Anthozoa; Scleractinia; Poritidae.